AUGUUUUCUAUCAAUCAGAGAAACCAUCUUGAUUUUUGCAAGUGGUUAUGUUAGGUCUGAAAUUUUUUUUAAUCUUGCUUGUAAUAGUACAGCAAUGCCAAUGUUCUGUAGUCGUAUGUAAAUUUGUAUUGGAACAGGAGUGGGACACCGGAUUUUUAGCAAAAGUAGUAAUACCAAUAGCCGAGAGACAUAAUUAUGGGUGGAUUUUAUACAUGAAGUUUGAAAUUCCAGUACGAGAGUUGGACGUCUUUGAAGCCCAACUCGUUGAUGGCCAUCCAAAUAACAAAGAAUAUGUCUUCUCGCACAAGGAUUACAAUUAUGUUAUAUAUCAUUACAAGGACAAGUUAAUGAAUUUAUAUUUGCAAGGCAAUCAAUAUCCUACACAUGAUAGAUCAGUUUACAUCCCUCCUCCUGACGCCGAAGUUUUAUUUAUUCCUCAUCUCACAGCGACAGAGUCCAUACACGAUGCGUUGAAGCGUGCCGAAAACAUGCCAAAACAGACAAGUGAACCUUCGGUAACUACAACCACCACAGCGACUUCGACAACAACUAUUCCACCGACAACAACAACAUUACCACCAACAACAAGGUUACCGUGGUUUGGAUGGAAAACCGACCCAAUAAAUAUUCUUACAACACCUACUGUAUCAUCCACUCUGCCGCCCACAACAAGAAGCACACCUCCUCCUAUAACCAAGAAUUUCAGACACAAUCUGCGUGAAGUAAUCAAGAAAUCAUUAUUAUUCUUUGAAGCACAGAGAUCAGGAAAUCUUCCGAUUACAAACCGAAUAUCAUGGCGAUCUCAUUCAGCAUUGAGAGAUGGUUCUGAUAACGGAGUUGAUCUCACUGGUGGAUACUAUACAGGUGGUGGGCAUGUCAAAUAUGGAUUCCCAUUGGCAUCCGCAAUAUCACUGCUUUCCUGGGGUGCUAUCGAGUUCAAACGGGGAUACGUUGCUGCUAAAGAACUGGGGAAUGUUCUCGUCGCCAUAAAAUGGGGAGCUGACUACCUUCUCAAGUGUCAUACAAGCGUUCAUUCAUUUUAUGGACAGGUUUCGAAUCAAGACGUGGACAACGCGGUUUGGGGGCGACCAGAAGAUAUGCAAGGCGCUCGUCCGUCUUACAAAAUCACGAGAAAUCGACCAGGUUCUGAUCUCGCUGCUGAGACUGCAGCAGCUUUCGCCGCUGCGUCAAUAACUUUAAAAAGGACGAAUCCAAAAUAUUCCGAAGAACUUGCCAAUCAUUCGAUCGCCCUCUUCCGAUUUGCAGAUAGAUAUCGGGGGAAAUAUGACGAUUCAAUAACGGAAGCAAAAUCGAAAUACGGUUCAACGGGAUAUUUUGACGAGCUUGCAUGGGCAGCAGCUUGGCUGUACGGAAUCACAACAGAUACUGAGUAUUUACACAUAGCUAAAAGACGAUUGGCUCAAGCUGGGACAAGUCCACCAAUCAACAGUCUUACAUGGAAUGACAAAAGAAUUGCGGUCAUCAGUCUAUUAGCGCAGAUGACAAACCGAACCGAAUAUAGAGUCAAAUUAUUGGAUUUCUGUGACUCUUCAUUGCCUGGUACCAGAGCAAACUAUACACACAAAGGAUUGCUGUUUCUUUCUAAGAAAGAUACUACGUCACUAGCAAGCAACACUGCAUUCAUUUGCCUUUUUGCUGCUAAUGUUGGUCUCAGACCUGACGUAUACAGAGCGUUUGCACAAAAACAACUCAACUAUAUUCUAGGUGACUCAGGAUCAAGUUUUGUAGUCGGAUACGGGAAAGCUUCUCCAAAACGACCUUAUCACAAAGCAAGCAGUUGCCCAAAAGCACCACAGCGUUGUUCCUGGCUGGAUAGAGAAGCUGAUGCAGCUAAUCCAAAUGAACUCGUUGGCGCUCUCGUCAGUGGUCCUGAUAUAUGGGAUAAUUACGUCGAUGACAGAAAUUUAGAAUCUAAUAAGGUUAGUGUCUAUAAUAACGCCGGAUUUCAAACCUUAGCAGCUGGGAUUCUGCAAAUCCAAGUUUCCUCAGAAACAUUUUCGGAUCCCGAACCAGGAGAGUUAAUGCCAGCAAUUCUUCCCCGGUUUGAUAAACACCACGACUACGGUCAGGUACUCAGAUACUCAAAUAUGUUCUACGAAGCACAGCGAUCAGGAAGAUUACCACCGAGUUCUCGUAUAACAUGGAGAAAGUCAGCUUGCGUGAAUGACAAGAGCAGCGAAAAGCAUGAUUUGAGCGGCGGUUUUUUUGAUGGCGGAGACUAUAUUAAGUUCAACUUCCCUAUGGCAUUUACGACAACUGUGUUGGCCUGGAGUCUUAUCAUGUAUCCACAGUCGUAUGAAAGUGCUGGCGAAAAGAUUGCAAUACAAUCGUUACUACGCUGGUCGACGGAUUACUUCGUGAAAUGCCACACUGAAAAAUAUGAAUUAUACGGCCAGGUUGGUUCCAGCGCCAUUGAACACAGUCAUUGGCUCAGGCCAGAAGACAUCAAUUACAUCCGACCUGCUUUCAAAAUCUCGAAAAGGUUUCCUGGUUCCGAACUUGCCGCAGAAACGGCUGCGGCUAUGGCCGCCACUGCAACUGCCCUGAGAAGUGAAAAUGUGAAGUAUGCCGAUUUACUGAUCAAACAUGCAGAGGAAUUGUAUGAGUUUGCCGACAAAUAUCGUGAUUCCUACCACAGAUCAAUUCCCGAUGCAGCGCAGUUUUACCCAUCAUUCAACGGAUAUAAAGAUGAACUUGUGUGGGCGAGUAUAUGGUUACAUCUGGCAACCAAUAAAACUGCUUACCUGAAAGAAGCGAAGUCUAAAUAUAGACAAUUUCGUUUCAAUCGCUUUCUCCCUAAAGAUUUUGACUGGGACGACAAAACAGCUGCUAUCAAUGUGCUUUUGGCCAAACUAACAGGCGAUACUUUGUAUCUCAACGAGUCAAGGAAGUUUUGUGACCAUAUGCUGUACGAAGGUAAAUACACCCCCAAAGGUUUGCUAUACCGAAGAUCGUGGUCCCCGUUGCAGUUUGCAUCAGGGGCAUCGCUUAUAUGCCUCAUCUCGGCAGAAUUAGGAAUAAGACCGGAGCAGUAUCGAGAAUUUGCAAAAAAUCAAAUCCACUACAUAUUGGGAGAUAGUGGCGUGGGAAGUUACGUGGUUGGGUAUGGUCCAAGCCCACCGAAACGACCGCAUCAUCGCGUCAGUUCUUGCCCUUUGGGUCCGACACCUUGCAAUUUUACAGCCUUGUAUUCCAAAGAAAAAAAUCCUCAGAUACUACAUGGUGCGGUAGUCGGCGGCCCUGAUCACAAGGACCAAUUUGUGGAUGACAGAUCAAAUGCUCGGUCGAAUAAAGUAUGUCUGACAUUCAACGCCGCGUUCCAGGCUACAGUCGCCGGAUUACGAUAUUUGCAAAUGUUUCCACCACCUACGUCAGCUCCCAAAACCACAAUAAGAACUACGCGGCGACCAAGGACACGAAAGGUUAAAAUAAAGUUGUCAACAACAGCUCCCACGACAAUUGCACCCACCACGGUCUCAUUGUUGAACAGAACGGAAAACACCUCUUAUGCUGUUAAUUUUUCCACAAUAGCUACUACUUACGAAGUAAAUCGUACGGCCACGUAUACAAUAGCAACAACCAAUCAAACAUCGGGGGCCACAACGUCUGGCAUUCUGGCAACUGCUGCCUCGAAUACUAAUGUCAGCAGUACAAAUGUGGUGACAAAUACACCGCCAGGAAAAACCACUAUUUUCAUGAGCGAAGGUGUAAAUGAGACUGCCACAACAGAGAACUAUCAUUCACCCGUUUAUGGUGGUAAUUCAUCAGCCACGCUACAAGAGACUCAUUCAACGGCAGCAACAACUAUUGCCCCGUUUGUGACAUCUUCGCAAACGGCACCCCAAAAUACAACGACAGAGAGACCCGACUAUUGUGGAAGACAGCGUGCAUUGCAACUUUUCGAUUCCUGUGCAAUACCGGGUGACGAGUUUUAUGACCAUACGGAUAGUAAAGUAUACAGAUGUCGUUUCAGAGCAUUUACGGCUUGUGUUGGCGUUCAAACAGACAAUUGUAUUGACGGUGUGUGGGAAUAUUUUCCUUACUGGAAUCAUAAUGCGGGCGACAAAGUAUUUUUUAAUACGGAAGAUCAAAAUUGUAAAGACCAAACUACUCUCGACAUUGAAAACUGCGAGCUUCGUGGAUUGAGUCAAAUAUUCGACGAAUGUUUCGAAGGAUUAGAAAACUGGAACACGACAAAGAACUCAGCAGGAGAUUGCAGAUGGGUCAAUUUUGGAACUUGUGUGAGUAAAAGGCUCAGUCACUGCAAAAGAACAUGGAAGAUUUGGAAAUUGUGGAACAUCGGUCUUCCCGUUGAUCAACAGUUUACAGAUUCAGAGAUGGAAUGCAAUUCUGCCGGAAACAACAAAUAUUCUACUUUCCCGCUUGUAUUUUUUCCUGUACUUAUUUCAAGAGUGUUAUUAUGGUAGACCAAUAUGUUUGUAUAUACAUUAUGCAUAAUGUUAUCCACUGUUACCAAAAGAUUGUUCAGAUUAAUAAAUUUGUAUUUAUAUGUCAUA
Styela clava is the source of this 4538-nucleotide messenger RNA. RefSeq lists its product as uncharacterized. Gene Ontology annotation, biological process: carbohydrate metabolic process. Gene Ontology annotation, molecular function: hydrolase activity, hydrolyzing O-glycosyl compounds. Lineage: Eukaryota; Metazoa; Chordata; Ascidiacea; Stolidobranchia; Styelidae. The record is from RefSeq and is a predicted model, not a curated record.